This is a messenger RNA of Cyclospora cayetanensis, 681 nucleotides long. RefSeq names its product FK506-binding protein. The record is from RefSeq and is a predicted model, not a curated record. The transcript has 3 exons. NCBI's taxonomy places the organism in Eukaryota, Apicomplexa, Conoidasida, Eucoccidiorida, Eimeriidae. Gene Ontology annotation, molecular function: peptidyl-prolyl cis-trans isomerase activity. Bases 1 to 681 code for a protein of 226 amino acids.
AUGGAGGAAAAAUUGCGCAAGCAGAAUUCCCGCAAUGCCACAGACGUGCGCCACAGGGUUACCCCCCAUGAAGUGGAUUCGCGAGAGCAAUCUAAGCAGCAGAUUGCCCCCCGUGAGGAGUCUCGCUUUACUCUCUUUGGUUUUGUAAGUGUAUUUCUCAUUUUUGUUCUUGUUGGCGGCCUCACUUGUUCAUUAGUCGUGUGGUCAGGGGUUGUUGUACCACGUUCCUCACCCUCGGCUCCCGCACGCACUGCCCAUUCGGCGCAACAUCCCUCCUCAAGCCAGCAAAAUCCGGAUACAACCUUCACGGAACCUCCAUUACCUACAAUGGCUCCACUGACAGAGCUUAAGACUUCCAUCAUCAAGGCUGGAUCCGGCCCCACAGUGGCAAGGAGCCAACGCGUCACCGUCCACGCAACCGGAUCCGUUUUGCAGGCUGACGGUUCCGCGAAAAAAUUCUGGUCCACGAAGGAUCCAGGCCAGCAGCCUUUUACUUGGCAAGCAGGUCUUGGCCAAGUGAUUGCUGGUUGGGAUCAAGGAGUACUUGGCAUGCAUCUAGGGGAGGCCCGCAUGAUUUACAUUCCAGCUAAGAUGGGGUAUGGAGCCAGUGGUUUUCCUGCUUGGGGUAUCCCGCCUAAUGCUGAUCUGCAAUUCGAGAUCGAAUGCUUGCAGAUUCAGUAG